This is a messenger RNA of Acyrthosiphon pisum (pea aphid), 1197 nucleotides long. RefSeq lists its product as uncharacterized. Lineage: Eukaryota; Metazoa; Arthropoda; Insecta; Hemiptera; Aphididae. The transcript has 7 exons. Bases 333 to 1109 code for a protein of 258 amino acids. Gene Ontology annotation, molecular function: sequence-specific DNA binding. The record is from RefSeq and is a predicted model, not a curated record.
CCAACACGGUGUAUCAGACUGAAUUUUUGAUGCCUGUGGUCAUAGAUAAUAAAAGAAUGGAUAGGACAUGCCUAUACUCACUCCACAGCGUGCCGCGGUCUUUUUUGGGGAAGAGAGAGCUACAAGAGAGACAGACGAUAACGUGCCUUUUUCAAGGUUAUGUUACAAACAUCUUUAAAUAUUAUCUAUGGAUAAGAGAUAUCUGCUUAUCACUGGAUUAUAUUAUUAUUAAAUAUUAAUGUAAAUUUAAUUAUUUUAAUUUUUAAACUUUUAUUUUUUCUUGUGAUUUUACGAAAAUUAAUUAUUUAGUCAUACAUAAGAAUAAAAAAAAAAUGGUUCAUCGAUGCGUAAUUUGCCACUCCAACUCGACUAAAAAUCCAAAUCUAAGUUUUCACCGGUUUCCAAAAGAUCCUGAAAAACGUGAAGUAUGGAUAAAUAAUUUAAAUUUAAAAAUGCAAAUAAAAGAUUGGCAUCAAAUAUGCAGCCUACAUUUUUCUCCAAUGAGCUAUGUAUUUAGCAAUGAGAGAAAAAUAUUAAAAUUUGAUGCACUACCAGUAUGUCAUGAAGAAAGAGAAACAUUGAAUAAUGCUGCAAUACUGCCAGAUGAAUUAACGCCUGAAGAUUUUAGUUUGACUGCGUCUGUUUCACAAAAUGUUGAAGAAAUACAUGUAUUAUCGCAGACACCACCUACUUUGUCUCUUUCUGAAAAUAUUGAUGGAAUACAUGUACUGUCACAAACACCACCUACAUUGUCUCACUCUGAAAAUAUUGAUGGAAUACAUGUAUUGUCGCAGGAACCAAUAUGUUCACAUACUACACCUCAUUCUGAAGAAUUCAUGAUAAAAAGAAAGUUCCACUCUUCUUCAAGAGUUGGGGAUUUGGACGAAGAUGACUUUAUAACACCCAAGAGAAGGAAACGUAAUUUGGCAGUAGUUAAAAAUUCAAUUUUUAAUCUUCGUCGUAAAAAUAAGUUAUUACACCAAAAAAAUGUGAGGCUACAAAAAAAAUGCAAAAAUCUAUCCGAUAUAAUUAAUCAACUUAAAGAAAAGUGUAUGAUAUCAGAUGUUGCAGCUGUAGACUUGGAGGUAAUUUUUUUAUUAUAUUCUUAAAAUGUUUCAUGUUUAUUUUAUUUGUUUUAGAUUUUGCGCCAAGCGAUGAAUAUAUGUGUGUUUUUUGGUGUCAUACUAAAAAAAAUAA